This is a messenger RNA of Triticum aestivum (bread wheat), 1645 nucleotides long. Its product is annotated as phosphatidylinositol transfer protein 3. NCBI's taxonomy places the organism in Eukaryota, Viridiplantae, Streptophyta, Magnoliopsida, Poales, Poaceae. Gene Ontology annotation, molecular function: phosphatidylinositol transfer activity. The record is from RefSeq and is a predicted model, not a curated record. The transcript has 6 exons. The coding region runs from base 429 to 1340 and encodes 303 amino acids.
GAGCACCUCCUAGUGAAACCGACGCGCGGCGCCUCCACGGCCGCUGCGGCAGACACCUGACGGCUGACGCGCCAACGCCUGGCUGGUGCUCCUACCGCACGGUGGCGAGGCGACUUUCCGCCCCUCCGCCCGCCCGGUCUCGCACGCCACGCGUACGCCGCGAAGGACUCUUCUCCCUCCCCUCCACCGCCCCGCUUUAUCCCUCCUCCGGCUACCCCACUAGGCCACUACCGCUCGGCCCUCUCAGCUGCUCCACAUUUCCUCCACGGCUGCUCCUCACGGGGGAUCCUUCCGAGAACUUGCGGUGCCUGGCGACCGAUCUCGGCGUGUGGUGUCGCCCGUCCUCGCCGGCGCCGAGAAGCGGGAUCCCGAUUCCCGAGGUGUUUCAGUUACAUAUCUGAUAGAGUCGUCCCCCUUUAGUUGGCAAAAUGUCAUUUCUAUGGAAGUCAAGCAAUGGUGGUACAACGGAGAAAACCUUGACCUUGGAAGAACAGCAAGAGAAACAGAUAAAUGAGGUACGAAAGCAACUUGAAGAACCCUCGUCACUAGCAAUACAGGGUUUCCUUUCGGAUGCCUCGAUACUGAGAUUCCUUCGAGCUAGAAACUGGAAUGUGCAGAAAUCGAGUAAAAUGCUGAAAUCAGCUGUGAAGUGGCGGGCAGCAUACAAGCCAGAAAUGAUUUCCUGGGAAGAAAUUGCACAUGAAGCAGAGACUGGAAAGAUAUAUAGGGCUGACUACAAGGACACACUUGGAAGAACUGUUCUUGUUCUGAGGCCAGGUUUAGAGAACACUACCUCGGGGAAGGAACAAAUUAAGUAUCUUGUUUACUCUCUGGAGAAAGCGAUUAUGAAUCUGACGGAUGAUCAGGAGAAGAUGGUGUGGAUGAUAGACUUCCAGGGCUGGACCAUGGGAAGCACACCGCUGAAGGUGACCCGGGAGACCGUGAGUGUCUUGCAAGACUGUUAUCCCGAGAGAUUGGGACUUGCAAUCCUUUACAAUCCUCCUAGAUUAUUUGAGUCUUUCUAUAAGAUAGUGAAGCCAUUCUUGGACCAUGAGACUAGCAAGAAGGUGAAGUUUGUGUACUCCAACGAUAAGGAGAGCCAGAAGAUAAUGGCGGAGGUCUUCGACAUGGACAAGCUCGACUCAGCAUUCGGAGGAAGGAAUCUAGCCACCUUUGAAUACAGCAGCUACGCGGAACAAAUGAAAGAGGAUGACAAGAAGAUGCAAUCUAAUGAUGCGGGCUCUGACGCCUCAAGCGAGGCUUCCUUCUACAGCGGAACAGAUUCCCCGAAGCACGGAGAUGGAGAGCACGGCGCAACGAAGAAGGCCUGCGCCACAUAACUGCUAAUAGUUGCUCUAUUUUAAAUAUGUGUAGUAAGAAUAUACACAAUCAUCUAGCUAGACCUUUUGCGCCAGUGUUUAUCCUUUUGUCGGUCACAUUUUCGGGUCCAAGACUUAGAAUAUUCUCUGUCCGUGGUAUCAUAGAAGAUCAGGAAGAGAAGCUUGGGCCAGAACGUGUGAUGCAUUGACAUCUAGCAAGUAACAUAAAUGAGAAAUCUUACCAGGGCUGUCCUGUUGCAGGCGCUUCUAUACGAAAUAAUUUGAUAUUCAGCUCCCAUGAGCUGACUAACCGAUGCACUUUACUA